AUGACGUGGCUAUCUGACCUAGGGAACAGAGUAGGAACUGGAAUUGGAAUCAAAAGGGGAAAUACCCAGAAAAAUGCAUUCACACCAUUAGAUAAGAAUCCAAAUCUAGGUAUUCUAGCAUUUGAAACAGCUAGAACUAUGUCAAGGCUAUUAUCAAUAUAUAAGUCUCUUACAGAUGAAGAAGUUUUGAAACUACGUAAAGAUUUAAUGAGAUCAGAAGGGAUAUUAUAUUUGAAUUCACGUGAUGAAAGUUAUCUUUUUAAAUUAGCUUGUGCUGAAAGAAUCGAAGAUCUUGAUCGAGUUGUUAUUGCGAUAUCGAGAUUAGGUAAAAAGUGUUAUGAUCCCGGUUUAACUAAGUUUGAUUAUGUCUAUGCUGAUUUGAAAUUUGGGCAGAUUGAUUUAGCAACCAAGCGGAAAAUGAAUCAAUGGAAGAAUCAGAGUACUGCGCUUUCUUCGAAGUCGAAUACGGUUAUUUUCGAUCAGAAGUUGUCUUGGCAAAGACAACAAGUUAGGCAUUUGAGAGAUGUUUCUUUGUGGAAUCAAAUAUUUGAUAAAAUCGUUGGACUAAUGGAGAGAAUUGUUUGUAUUGUUUAUGCAAGGAUAUGUGUGGUUUUUGGGCCGUAUCAUUCUAUUCUUCCAGCAGUUGCAAAAGGUAAACAUAAUAGAGGUUAUUCGCAACCUAUAGCUGAAUAUGAUCAUAAAGAACAACAAGUGAUGAUAUCGAAAUCAGGUCCGAUAUUAAAACCUAUAUCAAAACAUGGCUUAGUAAGGUUUUGGAGUAGAGAAUCGAAACCGGCACGAGAUGAAAAUAUUGGAUUCGGAAUGGGGUUUAAAGAGAAUCCAUAUAUUGGGUUUUCAGGAAUUGGAAAGCCGGGUACUAACUUAAUGCAACAAGCUUCAUCGUCUACGGUCGGAGGUUCUGGAUUGGCAAUGAGAUAUGCAAAUGUCAUAAUACUAAUGGAAAGAUAUUUGAAUUCUCCAUCUUCAAUAAGUGAAUAUGCAAGAAAAGAUUUAUAA
This is a messenger RNA of Papaver somniferum (opium poppy), 1017 nucleotides long. RefSeq lists its product as uncharacterized. The transcript has 2 exons. NCBI's taxonomy places the organism in Eukaryota, Viridiplantae, Streptophyta, Magnoliopsida, Ranunculales, Papaveraceae. The record is from RefSeq and is a predicted model, not a curated record. Gene Ontology annotation, biological process: positive regulation of growth. Bases 1 to 1017 code for a protein of 338 amino acids.